Lathyrus oleraceus (garden pea) is the source of this 1931-nucleotide messenger RNA. Its product is annotated as cytochrome P450 72A68-like. Gene Ontology annotation, molecular function: iron ion binding; monooxygenase activity; heme binding. The transcript is spliced from 5 exons. Lineage: Eukaryota; Viridiplantae; Streptophyta; Magnoliopsida; Fabales; Fabaceae. The record is from RefSeq and is a predicted model, not a curated record.
AAAUGGUAGACUGCAAGAGUCGGCAAAAGUGUGGUUGUAUGUGGAAUGUAUUCAUUGCACAACAGCAAAGUUGUAAAAAUAUCUUUGUAUUAGUAUCAUCUUUGCACCAAUUAUUACCCUUCAGAGAAAUGGCUACAACUACAGCAAUAAUUAUCUUCACUGUCAUAAUACUUGCUUUGACAUGGUCAUGGAGGAUUCUGAAUUGGUUAUGGCUGAAGCCAAAGAAGCUAGAAAAGAUUCUAAGAGAACAGGGACUUCAAGGAAAUUCAUAUAGGUUUUUAGUUGGAGACGUAAAAGAUAUUGUAAAGACGCGAAAAGAAGCAACAUCUAAACCCAUUAAUCUUUCUGAUGAUAUCGUUCCUCGGGUGUUUCCCUAUUUCCAACAAAGUGCUUUAAAACAUGGUAAGAACUCUUUUGUUUGGUUUGGACCAACACCAAGAGUUAACAUCACAGAUCCUGAGCUAAUUAAAGAUGUAUUUAACAAAAAAGAUGACUUCCGAAAGCCGAUUGUGAAUCGGCUUGUCAAGUUACUAGUUAAUGGUUUAGUAAACCUCGAGGGAGAACAGUGGAGCAAGCACAGAAAGAUAAUCAAUCCUGCAUUCCAUUUUGAAAAACUGAAGAUCAUGUUACCAAAUUUCUUCAAAAGUUGCGAUGAUCUGAUUGGCAAAUGGGAAACAAUGCUGUCAUCAGAUGGAUCAUGUGAAAUGGACGCAUGGCCUUUCCUUCAAAACAUGGCCAGUGAUGUUAUUUCUAGAACGGCAUUUGGAAGUAGUUAUGAAGAAGGGCGGAGAAUAUUUCAACUUCAAAUCGAGCAAGCUGAACUUACAAAAACUGUUAUGACGAAUGUUAACAUUCCUGGAUGGAGAUAAGACUAAUUUGUUUUUCUACCAACUCCGACCCAUAGGAGGAUGAAGCAAAUUGACAGAGAUGUAAAGGCUUCACUUACAAAUAUGAUUAACAAGAGGGAGAAAGCACUAAAGGCAGGCGAAGCAACUCACGAUGACUUGUUAAGUAUACUUUUAGAGUCAAAUCACAAGGAAAUGGAAGAACAUGGCAACAAUAAGAAUGUUGGAAUGAGUCUUGAAGAUGUAAUAGAGGAAUGCAAGCUAUUCUACUUUGCAGGGCAAGAGACCACUUCGGUUUUGCUUGUAUGGACAAUGGUGUUGUUGAGUAGGUACCCUGAUUGGCAAGCACGCGCGCGGGAGGAAGUAUUACAAGUUUUCGGUAACAAUAAACCAGAUUUUGAUGGGCUAAGUCAUCUUAAGAUUGUCACUAUGAUUUUGAACGAGGUUCUUCGGUUAUACCCUCCAGUAGUCGCGCUUCCUCGAACUGUUCACAAAGAUAUGGAACUUGGAAACCUAAAAUUACCUGCUGGUGUGCAGCUUUUCUUAUCGAUAGUUUUGGUUCACCAUGACACAGAACUAUGGGGAGAUGACGCUAAGGUGUUCAAUCCUGAAAGAUUUUCUGAAGGUGUCUUAAAAGCAACAAAUGGAAGAUAUUCAUUUUUUCCAUUUGGAGGGGGUCCUAGAAUUUGCAUUGGACAAAACUUUUCCAUGAUGGAAGCAAAGAUAGCAAUAGCAAUGAUUUUGCAACAUUUCUCAUUUGAACUUUCUCCUACCUAUACUCAUGCGCCUGCUACGGUAAUUACACUUCAGCCGCAAUAUGGUGCUCAUAUUAUUCUCCAUAAAAUAGGAAGCUCAUAGUAUAAUAAAAGAGUGUUGGUUAGGAUAUAUCAACCCUUUAAAUAAUGGUUUUCUGUAUUUCAAUGGAUUACUCUUUGACACUAAGAAGAAAAUUCCUUUGAGUACACCCAAAAUCACUUUGUCAAAUAUUAUCAUAAGUAUUGGAACUGGCUUGGAAAGCUAAACCUGUAUGAUGUAUUACAUGUAAUAAAGUAAUGUUGUAUGGUAUAAUCUUCCACAUUUUAUGAC